Molecule: messenger RNA, 687 nt
Organism: Microthlaspi erraticum
Lineage: Eukaryota; Viridiplantae; Streptophyta; Magnoliopsida; Brassicales; Brassicaceae
Source: the annotation of a GenBank genome assembly
AUGUUGAAACAGUUGCUUCAAGGUCAAGUUGAUGGUGUUGUGGAAACAAGCAAGAAGUUGGCUGACAUUAACUCAAAGAUUGAGUCCUUGAACACUAGAGUUUACAGCUUGGAAAACCAUGCUGCUUCUUCUGCUGCUGUAAAACAAGGACAACUACCUGAAAAAGCUGUUCAGAAUCCUAAGGAUUAUUGCAAAGCGAUCUUCACUCAAGAAGAAGGACUUCAUGAACAAGAUGAUAAUGAAAGAGCCAUUGAGGAGUUUUCUAUCCACACUUCACCAGUUGAGCUCGCACAACAAGCUCGAUCGAGUCAGAUUGCUUCAUCAGCUCGAACGAGUCAGACAGUCUCUGCUCGAACGCCGAUUUUGCUUGAACCUUACCAGCCAGUUGACCCAUCAUCAGGGCACCUACACAGUCAAGGUCAGAAGGAAGUGAUUCACAAGUUUACAAGAGAUCUCAAUGAGAUAGGAGUUGAGCUUCCUAGUAUAAGAAGUAUGCAUGAGGCAUUUGAACAAAUGAAGUUGAUUCAAGAUGUGUUUGAUAACAAGGACAAAGUGUCUCAGCUUCUGGAGCUUUCUACCCUUCAAACCAACCUCCUAAACUCGCUUACCUUCUUACCAAAGCUGGCGGAUCAAGGAAAGUUCACACUACUGAUGAUAGGAUUUGUGUGUGUGUGUGAUAUGAAAUGA